Messenger RNA from Knipowitschia caucasica, 705 nucleotides. The record is from the annotation of a GenBank genome assembly. Lineage: Eukaryota; Metazoa; Chordata; Actinopteri; Gobiiformes; Gobiidae.
AUGCAGCACAAUGCCUCUACGUGUUUGAAGAUGAACAGGAUCGUCACGUAUGCCACGCAGGCGAGAGGCUAUUUUCCACAAGGGAGCAGUGCGAUCACAUCCACACCGUUGGAACAGAUUGAAGAGAUGUAUUGGAGGAAUCUGACUAUGAUGAAAAUAAGGAGAUACUUAAGGGGCAGUGGGAGAGUGCUGGCAUUCGUGUUCGUCGCAUCUAUCAUAUGGCUGAUCUUUGACAUGGCAGCCUUACGGAUGUCAAUAAACGACGUGAACAGCCAGCUGCUUAAAGAGAGAGUCAUCAGGGAGAGGGAAGUUUUCAAGCAACAAUCCAAGAUGUCUCAAGUGAUAAAGAAUGGAUUUGGACACCCAGUUCAAAGGGUCAACGCAGAUGGGUCACAGGUCAAUAAUGAACCCCUCAAAGUGCACAGAGUGGCUGAAAAUGUCUACAGAGGGAGGAAAAGAGGACCAUUUGUGGGAGACAAGAAGAUGGACUCUAAUCAAGUGGUGCUUCCUGCUUUGGAUGACACCAAAGCAAAACGACAAACUGAAAAGCCUUCCAAAAUGCGUGUGGAUUUGGAUAUCAAUGAGAAAAAUCAGUUUGACAGUAAACUUAAGACCACUACAAAGAUGGCAGCUGUCAAAUCUAUUAACAAAGGGGACAAUGUUCUUCCCUCUUCCUCUUUCUUCAACGAGCGCAGACUGUGUUAG